Molecule: messenger RNA, 1023 nt
Organism: Moesziomyces antarcticus
Lineage: Eukaryota; Fungi; Basidiomycota; Ustilaginomycetes; Ustilaginales; Ustilaginaceae
Exons: 1
Coding region: 1-1023 (340 amino acids)
Source: RefSeq, a predicted model, not a curated record
AUGCAGGCAAACAUCGCCGAUCUCCAAUCGGACCUGCCGCUGCGACGCCCUCGACGCGCCUCGGUUGCUCCACACAAGUCGGGCGGACCCUGGAAACGAGCCCAACACCUUCCGCCACGACCGCGACCUUACGACCUCGCCUCCGUUGAACGGCCUACUCGGAAGACAGGAAGGGCUACGGCCUCGAGCGGCGAUCCGUCUUGGCGAUGCACUAGAGCGCUAUCGAACAAUCGACCAGCCAUGGCAUAUCUACCGCCGAUCCACACGCUCUGGGAGCACACAUCCCAUCCAUCAAAAGGAGCCUGGUCACGAUCCCCCUCGCCGGAGCCCGUCCACCACGAAGCCACAGCAGGGACCCAAGCAGGCCCGAGCACGCAGCUGACGCCCGCUCGCCAGGCAGCCGUGCAACGUCGGCUCAUACGUCAGUCCACGCGUGGCGACCACCUGCCUGCGCGGACACGGAGCGCGGAGCAAGCGCGCAUGCUUCGUGCGCUCAAAGGCUUUCCACCCAUGGGCAGCUCAGCGGAGGCGGACCAGCUGAGCGAUUUGGAGGAGUCGAUCGAAGUGGGAAAGUAUCAGAUGGUGCGCUUCGGCGAGCGGUACAUUGUGCAGAUCGGAAGGCGCCGCACCAUGCGCGAGGAGGAGCUAUCCAACGAGGAAGACGAUGGUCGCCGAGCCGCCAUGUCGGCCGUUGACGCCGGCCUCUCCAUCGGCGCAGAGGGAGCUGUACUAACUGCAGAGGACGGCUCGGUGCUCGCCGACAACGAGAGCGGCUCCAUCCCAUUUGUAGGCGGGCAUACGGGACACGCAGCACAGGCGGCGCUGGAACAACGACAAAUUGCGGCAGCGGAAAGAAGAGCGAGGGAAGCGGAAGCAGAGGCCAACAGAGCAGCAGCAGCAGCGGAAGCAGCGCGCAGCCAGGCCGAGCGUCAGGCGGCUUUCCAGGAGGAGGAGGACGCGGUGGAUUUGGACGGCGAUAUCGAAGACUUAGAUGAGGGCGACGAAGACGUCGACUUUGAUUGA